Trichoderma virens Gv29-8 is the source of this 717-nucleotide messenger RNA. RefSeq lists its product as uncharacterized. The coding region runs from base 1 to 510 and encodes 169 amino acids. Gene Ontology annotation, molecular function: zinc ion binding; cytidine deaminase activity. Lineage: Eukaryota; Fungi; Ascomycota; Sordariomycetes; Hypocreales; Hypocreaceae. The record is from RefSeq and is a predicted model, not a curated record. Gene Ontology annotation, cellular component: cytosol. The transcript has 3 exons.
AUGUCCAGCCCACCGCCCAUCCACUCCGGCGCCGACGCGGCCCAGAUCGCGUCCACCUGCGCGUCGCUCAAGAUCACGACGACCGAGUUCGCGGAGCUGCAGAAGCGCGCGACAGCAGCCAAGGCCACUGCGUACUGCCGCUACAGCCGGUUCCGCGUGGGCGCGACGCUGCUGUGCGCGGACGAGGCGGGCGACGUGGUCUACGUGCCGGGCGCCAACGUGGAGAAUGCGUCGUAUCCAGUCGGGACGUGCGCCGAGCGGGUGGCCUUUGGCACGGCCGUGACGAGCGGCAUCAAGACGUUCCGCGCCAUUGCCGUGGCGACGGACAUCAGCCCGCCGGCUAGUCCCUGCGGCAUGUGCAGGCAGUUCAUCCGCGAAUUCUGCACUAUGGAGACCCCCGUCAUCAUGUUUGACAAGAACUCGGACUAUGCUGUCCUGACAGUGGAACAACUCUUGCCCAUGUCGUUCGGUCCAGAUGCUCUCCCGCCUCCUGGCGCUCCGGGAUAUUGACAUGUCUCGGCCGUGCGUGGCACUAUUGAACUUGUUGCAGCUGCAAGGGAUGCCGGGGAAGGGCGGAUGGAACGACAGAGUGGCGGCGGUGUCACAAGUCUAAUUUAAUGACAAUGCAUGAAGGGGAGUUUUAUCUGGUGGAUUUGGUUGUGGAUAUUGUUUUCAUUUGAAGUAGGACAGGGUCAAUACAACAUAAUGCAUGUCUUG